CGAUCCCGUGUCGUGCAGGAGAGACAAGGCGGCGGGAGAGAACGAAACGUACCACGGUCUCGUGGAUUCUGCCUGCACUCUGCGACCAUUCCGCAGUUACACGUCGUCCAAGUCGGUUUCGUAGCGUACCUUGGUCCCUGGCCGAUUGCCACGAGGCACCACCGUUCCUCGAGAUGCUCGAAGAGCCGAGCCGCCUAGGUACCGGCAUCGAUAGAUCCUGACCGGACCCUGGGAAACACCGAUCGGCCGUUCCUCGAUCCUGGAAAAUCCUUCGACGGCGGAAUUCACGUGCCAAAUAUGGUUCGGCUCCCUCGAAGCUCCUCUCGGUAGCGAUGCUGGGCCCGUGGUGAACGGUAAACAAGACUUUGACGAGAGACACGGAGUCGAACGAUCUUGAACCGAUCCUCUUGCACGCGCGCCAGGACUCGUCCGGGACUUAGUAGUGGUUUUCGGUGGUUCGGUAUCUCGGUGCGGUGACACUCGGACUUGUUUUCGGAUCGACGAGGAUGACAUGCCGCGAAGAAGGUCGCGAGGAUUUUAGCGCGGCGAGCGACGCGCAAGGAUGCCCCGCCGGCCAACGGAAAUGACAGGGAUCUUUUCGCGUUUCGUCCCGAGUGCCCGUCGAAUGAUUCCGAACGAAAAUGUGCCCGCUCGACGAACAGUUCUGUAACUCGGCGAAGGUAACGGAAAAACGAUUUUCGCUUCGCUUCGCUUCGACAUCGACGCGACAAAAGGAUCUCGGUGUUGCCUGCGAGAAUAAGAAAAUCACGUGCGUUCGUGGCAACAAGAAGUGUACGCGGUAACGUUGAUUUCGAGACAAAAGUGCCCGCCGAAAGGAGGGAUGAAUAAGUAAGAGAAACUUUCCACGAGAGCGCCGAGAAGAUUGCGUAUGUAAAGAGCGCAAAAUGCGACAUGUACCGCGCCGCCUAAGAAAUGAUCGGUUCAACAAUAAAACGGUAUACCCAGAGAACGAUUCGAUGAAUGUAUGCGAACGAGGCCGUUGUUAUCGAUACUGAUUUAAACAGCAAGUGCGGCGGUGCCUUUUGCCGAUAAAAAGUGAAACGGUGCCUGAUCUUGCCACGGCACUAACUACCUCGACCUUAAUGACGUUGGAUACACCCGGUUUGACAAAGAUGGCGUUCUUCUGCACUAUAUUUAUUAUUUUACGGCUACUAUUUAUCGACGCAGCAUCGACCACACCUGGAACAUGGAUAAACGUCGGGUUACAACAUUUCCCUCAACUGGAGACUGCCCAAAUGAUCGAGACUUACGACGUAGCAGCAUCCACUAUUUGCCACGGGCUGAGGGGUCUCUCUCAAGGCCAAGGAAAACUAUGUCAGCUGUCCGUGGAUCACAUGUUAAGUGUAGCUAAUGGUGCGAAAAUUGGGAUUCUUGAGUGCCAACACCAAUUUCACGAUCGGAGAUGGAAUUGCUCCACUGUUCACGAUGAAACUGUCUUCGGACCAAUACUAAGAAUUGCUAGCAGAGAAACCGCAUUCGUUCAUGCAAUCACGGCUGCAGGAGUGGUUUACUCAAUUAGUCGAUCCUGCAGAGACGGUCAGUUAUCCUCUUGUGGUUGUUCCAGAAGCAAUAGGCCCCGAGAUUUGAAACACGAUUGGAUUUGGGGUGGAUGCGGAGACAAUCUUGAGUACGGUUACAAAUUCACACAGGCAUUUGUUGAUGUAAGGGAGCGCGAGCGCAGCUUUAAAAGAGGCAGCAGAGAGCAAGGCAGAAGUCUGAUGAAUCUUCACAAUAAUGAGGCGGGACGCAGGGCGGUAAUUAAAAAAUCCAAGGUGACAUGCAAGUGCCAUGGGGUUUCAGGAAGCUGCAGCUUGAUCACUUGCUGGCAACAAUUAGCAUCGUUUCGAGAAAUUGGUGAUUUUCUGUUAGAUAAAUAUGAUGGAGCAACAGAAGUCCGAGUAAACAGACGCGGCCGUCUGUCCAUGAGAGAUCCAAGAUUUUCAUUACCUACGGCAAAUGAUCUGGUUUAUUUGGAUGAUUCGCCAAAUUAUUGCCUUCCUAAUGAAACAUAUGGAUCACUAGGUACACAUGGCAGAAUUUGUAACAGAACAUCAUCUGGUAUGGAUGGCUGUAAUCUCCUUUGUUGCGGCAGGGGUUAUAACACGCAAAAAUCGACUAUCCGAGAGAGAUGCGAGUGCAAAUUUCAAUGGUGUUGUUCUGUUGAAUGUAAAACUUGUGUCAAAAGCAUUGACAUUCAUACAUGCAAAUAAAAUAUCAGCCGUAUUGAUAUUUUAGAAGGUCCAUUCAAUUACUGGAAUUCAAGUUCUUUUACAUUUCAGAAUAAUUUGAUAAAUUGAAGUAUUUUGUAUCAUAUACAAGGUGAUUUGCUAUUAAAAAAAUACCAAAAGAAAUUUUUCUAAUUA
Messenger RNA from Megalopta genalis, 2384 nucleotides. RefSeq names its product protein Wnt-5b. Gene Ontology annotation, molecular function: frizzled binding; cytokine activity. Gene Ontology annotation, biological process: neuron differentiation; cell fate commitment; multicellular organism development. NCBI's taxonomy places the organism in Eukaryota, Metazoa, Arthropoda, Insecta, Hymenoptera, Halictidae. The record is from RefSeq and is a predicted model, not a curated record. Gene Ontology annotation, cellular component: extracellular region.